Glossina fuscipes is the source of this 1122-nucleotide messenger RNA. RefSeq lists its product as uncharacterized. Bases 1 to 1122 code for a protein of 373 amino acids. The record is from RefSeq and is a predicted model, not a curated record. Lineage: Eukaryota; Metazoa; Arthropoda; Insecta; Diptera; Glossinidae. The transcript is spliced from 3 exons.
AUGUCUAAUAAUAUAAAACUGUCAAAUAAUUGUAUGUCGCAUCUAUUUGAUGAAAUUCGAUAUGAGCUUCGCAGUAUAGAAAAUGAUCGUACACGUCAUUUGGGUAUUACAACGGAAAUAAUAACUAUCACAUCAUUGAAUAAAGGUGAGAGUGAGAACCUACUGAAUGCAGGAUGGUCACCAUUUAAUAUCGAAGAACUCACUAUUGUGAGCGCUUAUUUCAACUUUUGUAUACCACUGAAGAUGCUACUUGGAUUUGCUGAAGAUUUCAAUAAAAUCAUAGUUAAUUCUAAACAUGAAUUGAUUUUACUACGAUCUAAAGAUGAUAAACAGGCUAUUAAAACUACCCUGGCAAAUGAGCAAAUUAAAUUAAAUAUUUUGAGUAUUACAUGGAAGAUGCCACAUGUUCAACUUGCUGAUGUUUGCAAAUUGGAACGGUUUAGGAAAAUCUAUUCUCGUCAACCGUUAAAUAUAUGCUUUAGAACUUGGGAUAUGUAUUAUUAUCCUACAUUUCGUCACAGUGUUACUGUUUUGUGGAAUGUUAAGUUAGCCAGUGAAAAUGAACGACCGCGUUUUCUGCUUAUAGCAUUUCGAAACGCCGAAAACAAAUUUACUCAUUGCAAUUUAACGAAUGUAAAGAUACAUCUAAAUUCCGUUUCAUAUCCAUAUGAUGAUUUGAAUCUUAGCUUCAGUCGAAAUCAAUUCGCUUUACUCUAUGAUAUGUAUUCAAAAUUUCAAGAAAGUUAUUAUUCAUGCGAUUCAUAUCCGCUAUUGAAACGUAAUGAGUUUCCAACGCUUGCACCCAUAGUUCUUUUGGAUGUAAUACUUCAAAAUGAAUCGGUUAAAAGCAGACCCAUCGAUAUUCGCAUUGAAUUGAAAGCCUCAACAGUGCGCGUUUGUAAAAGAAAAAAAAUAGCGAUGGGUAAUCCUAUACCGUUCACUAUUACCACUCCUGAUGUAGAUUGGAAUUCAAAAACGGUAGAGUUCAAUUCAACUCUACGCAACGAUGGUGCUCUGAAAAUUAACGUAUCAUUUGUUAUGAUGAAAGUAAAUCAAGGUGAUGCUACAACGUUAACAACUAGUACAACUAUUUCACCUAUUGAAGCACCAACGACACAGUAA